Messenger RNA from Adelges cooleyi (spruce gall adelgid), 1452 nucleotides. Its product is annotated as cytosol aminopeptidase-like. The record is from RefSeq and is a predicted model, not a curated record. Lineage: Eukaryota; Metazoa; Arthropoda; Insecta; Hemiptera; Adelgidae. Gene Ontology annotation, biological process: proteolysis. The transcript has a single exon. Bases 1 to 1452 code for a protein of 483 amino acids. Gene Ontology annotation, cellular component: cytoplasm. Gene Ontology annotation, molecular function: metalloaminopeptidase activity; manganese ion binding.
AUGGAGUUCUCGAAGGAGUCGACGGCGUUCAACGACCGGCUGGGCGGCAAGCUGGAGGCGCUGGUGACGGCCACGGGCAUCAGACAGGGCGACGCGGUGCUGUUCAACAACCUGGACAAGGACUACCCGAACGUGGCCGUGGCCAACGUCGGCCCCACCGUGGCGGGCCUGGACGACAACGAAGCGAUGGACCUGAGCAAGGAGAACGUCCGGCAAGCGGUCGGCAAGGCCGUCGUCCUGUUGGCCGACGAGGGCAGCAACAAAGUGGUGCUGGACGGCCUGAACAGCCCGGAAACCGUGGCGGAGGCCGCCACGCUGGCCGCCUGGAAGUUCGAAAGCACCAAGUCCAUGGAGAACCAAGGCGUGCCCGUCGUGGUGGAGCCGCUCAACAAGGACGACCGGGACCUGUUCGACAGAGGUAUGAUUUACGGCGGCGCACAAAACCUAGCGCGGCUGCUGACCGAAAUACCGGCCAACAUACUGACGCCCAGCAACUUUGCCGAGCAAAUGAUCCGCACGCUCUGCCCAUGCGGCAUAACCGUCGACAUACAGGACCGCGACUGGAUCGAAUCGAAAAAGCUGUUCGGCGUGCUGGAAGCGUCCAAGGGGUCGUGCGAACCGCCGCUGUUCGCCGUGGUCGGCUACUGCGCCGGUGACAAGAACGACAAGCCGAUGGCGUUCACCGGACACGCGACCACGUACGACACCGGCGGCAUGUGCAUCCGCGAGUGCGACGACAUGGCCUACAAAAAGCGGCACGUGGCGUCUGCCGCCACCAUCGUGGGCAUGAUGAAGGGCAUCGCGCAGCUCAGUCUGCCGGUGAACGUGUACGCCUAUAUCCCGCUGUUCGAGAACGCCACGUCCGGCACGGCCAUGCACGCCAGCGACGUGUUCAACGCGCUCGACGGCAAAUCCGUCAAUGUGGACAACACCAACUUCGUGAACCGGCUGGCCAUGGCCGACACGCUGCUGUACGCGGCCAGCACCAACCCCAAGCUGCUGGUGCACGUCAACACGCUCAGCCAUAUUGCGCACACAGUUUUCGGCGAGGUGGCCACGCCGUUGUUCACCAACAAUCAGAUGCUGUGGAAAGAAGUCGAGCGAGCCGGCGCCACCAUGGGCGACCGCGCGUGGCUGCUGCCCCGGUACGAGCGCAAGCGGCAAAUGAUCACCAGCGAUCCGCUGGCCGACAUGGCCGUGCUCGGCGAGGGCGGCAUGCUGCUCGACGACUUGCCCAAGAGCGCGGCGUUCGCAAACGAGUUCAUGGCCGACCUGGACUUUGUGCACCUCGAACUGGCCGGCGUCACCAAGAACACCGACGAGGUCACAUACCCGUACCUGAGGCGGGAGUUCGCCACCGGUCGCUUGACCAGGACCCUGAUGCAAAUGAUCUACCAAAUGGGUUGUCCCCAUGAUCCGCCGGCGAUCAAGCCGGCGCCGGUCAGAAAAUGA